GAGGUGGCAUCAAUUUUUAACGUCUUCUCAAAGAGUAAUCGUACAAUCAUGUUUUUCUUUUUUUAGCGUUUCUUAAUUCAAGCCACGGUAAACUCAUUCGAGCUUGGACGAGCAAUCUACAUACAAACACCAGUAGGAUAUCCACGGUCUGUCCGUCUAUGAAGUGGCCACGAAAGAGAAAAGCGUAGUUAAGGUGGUAAUGCGGUUACUGGAGCUGCCAAUCAUCAAAUACCACCGUGGAAUAUUGAAUGUUCAUCAGCGGAGGCGUCUACGACAAAGCAAAUUGUUUAUCAGCCCGGAGCUACGUGAAUUACAAUCCAAGGAGCUCAGCGUUCCCUCGGUGCUCCGGGGAUGCCGGUGUUCACGUAUAAAAAGCCAUGUCGAAACGAUAGACCGUGCAUUCUUCCGCCAAUUUCAGGUCCAUCACCAUACAGAUAUGAACUUAACGUUCACCCUCCUCUGUCUAAUGGCAGUCAUCUGGUCUUAUAAAAAAUGCGAAGCAGCUCCUGAACCCUCUAAUAUUCAUCACAAAUUUCGAAGCCGCCCUAUAGCGCGAGGGUACACCGUGGAAAAUUCAUUUGGCGAAUCCGAUGAUUAUGGGCAUAUGAGAUUCGGAAAACGGGAAGAAUACGACGAUUACGGUCAUUUGCGAUUCGGAAGGCGUCUCGAAUGAAUAGUAAUAGUACUGAUCGAUUAUAGACACGAUUGUGUAGUGAUGUUUCACCGUGGUUGCUACAAGAGUCAUUGUAUUUAGA
Molecule: messenger RNA, 755 nt
Organism: Nomia melanderi (Alkali bee)
Lineage: Eukaryota; Metazoa; Arthropoda; Insecta; Hymenoptera; Halictidae
Gene: Dsk
Product: Drosulfakinin
Source: RefSeq, a predicted model, not a curated record